Messenger RNA from Psilocybe cubensis, 1779 nucleotides. RefSeq lists its product as uncharacterized. The transcript has 13 exons. The record is from RefSeq and is a predicted model, not a curated record. NCBI's taxonomy places the organism in Eukaryota, Fungi, Basidiomycota, Agaricomycetes, Agaricales, Agrocybaceae. The coding region runs from base 1 to 1779 and encodes 592 amino acids.
AUGGCAUUACCUCCUCGUAUGACGUACAAUGGACUUUCGCGCAAGCUCGUCCUAGCCAUUGAUAUUGGGACAACAUUUAGUGGGGUGUCUUAUAGCAUCCUUGAUCCUGGUCAGAUACCCGAGAUACGAGGGGUAAAUAGAUACCCCGGUCAAGAAAGUGUCGGCGGUGAUCUCAAGAUCCCAACAAUUUUGUGGUACGAUCAGGAAGGGGUUGUCAAAGCAGCGGGUGCAGAGGCUACCCGGGAAGGCAUCGCAAUCCAAGUUGAGGAGGAACAAUGGGUCAAAUGCGAAUGGUUCAAGGUUUAUUUUCGUCCAGGAGAAACUGUAUCGCCUGAGGAUCAAAAGGUGCCUCCGCUCCCGUCAGGAAAGACAUUGUUGGAUGUGUUUGCCGACUUUCUUCGAUACAUCGUGGAAUGUGCAAAAACCUACAUCAUAGAGACACACGCUAAUGGCAAGACCUUAUGGGAUAGCUUUACAACCGACAUCGACUAUGUUUUGACUCAUCCCAAUGGGUAUGAGGGACCUCAACAGAAAAUCAUGCGCCAGGCUGCAAUACUUGCUGGACUCGUCCCCGAUUUAGAUACAGCUGAGAUCCGCGUCCAACUCCUCACGGAAGGGGAAGCGAGCCUGCACUACUGCAUCCAAAGCGGGCUGACAUCUGACGCUUUAAAGGACGAUAAUGGUGUCAUGAUUGUGGACGCCGGCGGAGGAACAAUUGACAUUAGCUCCUACACCCGGAAUGAAGACACAUUUGAGGAAAUCGCGGUCCCACAAUGCAUUUACAAUGGUUCAGUGUUUGUCACCAAUCGUGCACGUAGUUACUUCCAAGACCUUCUGGCUGGCUCACGGUUCAGCGACGACGUCGGGGUUAUCACUGAGAAAUUUGACAAGAAAACAAAAUUAGGAUUCAGGAACGAUGAAGAUGAUUGCUGGAUCCAAUUCGCAGCGGUCAAAGAAAAAGAUGCUGAGUUAGGUAUACGUUCGGGCCAGCUCAAGGUAUCUGGACAAGAUGUUGCAUCGUUCUUUGAACCUUCAAUCUCGGACAUUGUUGUCGCAAUUAAUGAUCAAAUUUUCUCCUCCCAAACUACCAUCGCAGCUGUUUUCUUAGUGGGGGGUUUUGCUGCAAGCGAUUGGCUGUUUUCUCAGGUCAAGGAACGAUUGGACAUAAUGGGAAUUGAGGCAACUCGGCCAGACAGUCAUCUGAAUAAGGCUGUUGCACAUGGUGCUGUAUCUUACUAUCUUGACCAUCGCGUUACUACAAGAGUGGCGAAGUAUACGUAUGGCAUACCCUGUGGGAUUCCUUAUGAUGAAGAGAAUGAAGAGCAUAUUCAGCGGUCUUCCAUGAAAUAUCAAUCUGCCUCUGGGGCUUGGUAUAUUCCUGGAGGAUUUGAUGUCAUCUUGCCUCGGGGUACGCAAGUCUCCGAAAGUAGGGAAUUUCGGAGAGCGUUCGGAAGAAGCAGAAAAGAUCUCAAUUCACUUCGAACUAUGUCUACUUCCUUGAUGUGUUAUCACGGAAACAUCGAUACUCCUAAAUGGGUUGACACUGAACCUGGAAUGUUUACUUCCAUGUGUUCGAUCAAAGCUGACCUGGACGAUCUCGCUAAAACACUCAAACCUCGAACUGUAACAAAUAAAGAUGGACGGGAGGACGUAUACUACGCAAUUAACUUUGACAUAGCACUGUUAUUUGGACUCACUGAAUUCAAAGCUAGUGUGAUAUGGCAGGAAAACACUGUGUUCUAUGCCAUCUCGGACGUAGCAAAUCUAAUCUUUAUGUAG